Molecule: messenger RNA, 2337 nt
Organism: Morchella importuna
Lineage: Eukaryota; Fungi; Ascomycota; Pezizomycetes; Pezizales; Morchellaceae
Exons: 6
Coding region: 1-2337 (778 amino acids)
Cellular component (GO): microtubule; membrane; cytoplasm
Molecular function (GO): GTP binding; microtubule binding; GTPase activity
Source: RefSeq, a predicted model, not a curated record
AUGAACACCAACAUACCGAACGUUGUCUCUUCAUCGCCAGAACCAUCGCCAGAACCAUUGCCUUCUUCUUCUUCUUCCUCCUCCUCUUCUUUUUCUUCCUCUUGCGUAGAAGAUAAUUACACUCCCCCAGGAAACAUUACGCCUGGUUCUUUCCCCGAUUCUUCCCCUCCUCCUGCUCCCCUCUCUCCUCGUCUCUCUCUUCCUACUCCUAGUACUCCUCAAGCAGAAAUCAUGAAGCCGGCCAUCAAGAUAUCUGAAGAUGUCGUGCCCCCCACCGAAAAGCUCGAAAACGCCGACCUCGCACGGCUCCUCGACAUAAUCGACAAACUGCGCGAAUUCGGCGUCAGCGAAGACAUCUCACUCCCCCAGAUCGUAGUAGUAGGCGACCAAUCCUCCGGAAAGUCCUCCCUCCUGGAGGCCCUUACGGGCAUCCGCUUCCCCAUCGCAUCGACGCUGUGUACGCGCUUCGCAACGCAGAUCAGCUUCCGCAAGAGCCCCGACUCGAAGAUCACCGUGACCAUCAUCCCCGCCAAGAGCAGCGAUGCCGCGCGCAAGGCCGAGUUGCGCGCCUUCUCGGACACCGUGGUGGAGCUGACGCCAGAGCGGUUUUCAGAGAUUAUGGAGAAGGCGGGGGAUCUGAUGGGACUGCCGAAAGCGGGGGAGACGGUGGGCGUAGACGAUGCGGAAAAGAGGUUUAGUGACGAUGUGUUGAGGAUUGAGCUGUGUGGGCCGUCACGCUCGCACUUCAGCGUUGUGGAUGUGCCAGGACUUUUCCAGAGUGCUACUAUGUACCAGAAUGAAAAGGACCUGGAGAUGGUCGAGAAUCUUGCAAAGAGCUAUAUCGAGGACGAGAGAACCAUCAUUCUAGCCGUGGCCUCCUCCCUCAACGAGACCGCAAACCAAAAGGUCUUCCGUCUUGCCAGCGCCGCCGGCGCCGACCCCGAAGGCGUCCGCACCGUCGGUGUGCUCACCAAGCCCGACGCCAUCCAGCCCGGCGAUGAAGGCCGCGUUAUCGACACGGCGCUCAACAAAGUGACCGUGCUGCAUCACGGCUGGUUCAUCGUGCGCAACCGCUCCACCGACGAAGUCAAGCGCAACAUCAGCAACGCCGAGCGGCUCGAGAACGAGGCAAACCUCUUCAAGAAGGACCCCUGGCGCACGCUGCCGCGCGACCGCGUCGGCGUCCCGGCGCUGGAGAAGUUCCUGCAGCGCCUGCUGUUUGACCAUGUGCGGAAGGAGUUCCCGAAGAUGGUGCAGGAGAUUGAUGCCAUGAUGGAGGAUUGCGAGCGCGAGUUGGGGGCGCUGGGGCAGCGGCGCGAGACGAGCGACGAGCAGCGCGGCGUGCUGAUUGGGAUUGCGACCGACUUCCAGAUAUCGGCGCGCAACGCCAUGAUGGGGCUGUACGAGAUGGACUCGCUGGAGCAGAAGUCACUGCGCGUGCGCAUGUACAUCCAGAACCUGAACGCGGAGUUCUCGGAUACCGUGUGGAGGAGCGGGCAUACAAAGAGCUUUGACGGCGGCUCAUCGCCGUCCUCGUCGGGCCCGAGUCCGGUCCCGAGCGCCGGCCUCAACGACAUAGCCAAGGACGACAGCAAGACCAUCUACGAGUGGAUCCGGAAGGCAUACCGCGAGUCGCGCGGCCCUGAGCUCCCCGGGAUGGUGAACCCGGGCGUUGUGCAGCUACUCUUCCGCAUGCAGACGGGGAAAUGGGAGUGGCUGGCGCGGGAGCACAUUAUGCGUGUACGCGCGCAGAUCGAGCGGUUUGUCGCCGACCUGCUGCGCCUAAAAUGCCCAGACGACUCCCUCCGCCACAACAUCUGGAUGAAGAUGCGUGCGUUGUUCGCCGCGGUCUACAAAAAGGCCGACAGGGAGCUGCAGAUGAUCCUGCAGGACGAGCGCGAGGGCAUCCUCAUCACCUACAACCACUACUACAGCGAUAACCUGGACCGCGCGCGCAAGGGCCGCAUAGCGGCAACGAUCAGGCGCGCGCAGGGCGACAAUGGUGCAAACGCGCUAGGCGUGGCCCUGGGCGUGCUGGAGAACAUUGACCCCGAGGAGCAGGCCGUGGCGGAGAUAUAUGAUGUGCUGCACGCAUACUACAAGGUUGCCAGGAAGCGCUUCGUGGACUGCGUGGCGCUCCAGGUCGUUGAGAGGCACUACCUGGGCGCAAAGGGCCCCGUGAGGGUCUUCUCGCCCGCGUAUGUGGGCAGGCUGUCGCCCGAGGAGCUGAAUGCCGUGGGCGGCGAGGACCAGGUUGUGAUUGAGAAGAGAAAGCGGCUGGAGGCUAAGCUGGAGAGGCUGCAGGGCGCGCAGGAGAUUUCGAGUUCGUAUUGGUAG